Molecule: messenger RNA, 396 nt
Organism: Haliaeetus leucocephalus (bald eagle)
Lineage: Eukaryota; Metazoa; Chordata; Aves; Accipitriformes; Accipitridae
Product: scale keratin-like
Exons: 1
Coding region: 1-396 (131 amino acids)
Cellular component (GO): intermediate filament
Molecular function (GO): structural constituent of cytoskeleton
Source: RefSeq, a predicted model, not a curated record
AUGUCUUGCUACAACCUGUGCCCCACCACCAGCAACAUCUCCUGCCCCCAGCCCAUUGCUAACAGCUGCAAUGAGCCAUGUGUCCAGCAGUGCCCCGACUCAACGGCCUUCAUCCAGCCGCCCCCUGUCAUCGUCACCUUCCCCGGCCCCAUCCUCAGCUCCUUCCCCCAGCAAGCCGUGGUGGGGUCCUCCGGAGCACCCACCUUUGGGGGGUCCCUUGGCCUGGGGGGCCUCUACAGCUCCAGGAGCCUCUACGGUUAUGGGGGCUCUCUGGGAUAUGGCGCCCAAUGUGAAUAUGGGAGUUCAGCCCUCUCCACACUCAGCAGCAGCUACUGCAGCCCAUACUCAUCCCGCCGGUACAGCCAGCUCCUCCGCAGCAGCUGUGGGCCCUGCUAA